This is a messenger RNA of Solanum tuberosum (potato), 661 nucleotides long. Its product is annotated as GDSL esterase/lipase 5-like. Bases 179 to 544 code for a protein of 121 amino acids. The record is from RefSeq and is a predicted model, not a curated record. Gene Ontology annotation, molecular function: lipase activity. The transcript is spliced from 2 exons. NCBI's taxonomy places the organism in Eukaryota, Viridiplantae, Streptophyta, Magnoliopsida, Solanales, Solanaceae.
UAUAAUUAAUUAUUGUGACUAAUAUUAUGUAUUGUAACAGGAAAUUUACAAGAAAGGAGGAAGAAAAUUUGCCAUAUUUACUUUGAUUCCCUUAGGUUGUUUUCCAGGUGCUAGGGCUUUUACCUUUCAACAAAACAAGAGUGGUGAAUGCAUAAAUGAACUAAAUGAGAUACUGAAAAUGCAUAGUUUGGCUCUUCCGAAAACGAUGAAGAAAUUACAAGAUGAAUUAGCAGGAUUUAAGUAUACAUUGUUUGAUCUAUAUGAAGUAAUUGAUCAAAGAAUCAACCAUCCUUUGAAAUUUGGGUUUGAAGUAUCAAAGAAGGCAUGUUGUGGUACAGGACCCUUUCGAGGAAUUAACAGUUGUGGAGGAAAGAGGCAAGUUAAAGAGUACCAACUUUGCAAAAAUCCCAAAGAUUAUGUAUUUUUCGAUGCUUCGCAUCCCUCACAAUCCACCUACCAACAGUCUGCUAAACUGUUAUGGCAUGGCGAUCCGCAUGUCACUAAACCUCAUGGCCUAAAAUCUUUUUUCGAAUUUUCAGGCUAAAUCCACCAUAAAAUUGGUGUGCACUAUUUUUUAUUUUUUUUGGGUCCUCCAACUUGUAUGCAUACAUUUCUACUUCAACUCACAAACUAAAAUAAUACUGCAUUUGCUUUUUAGAAU